AAAGAAAGGAGAACCAAUUUCCCCAUACUUGAAAGGCAAACUUAACCUGAUAGGGCAAUUGCUUGAACCAUUUCUCAAGUCAUCUCUUUACCUAUAAGAACAGAAGAUUUGAAAGGUAUUAGAGCACUGAUUUCAAGGAAAUGGAGAAGCUAAGAAGAGACUGGAUAGUCUGGUUUGGGUUUGAUGAUGCUCAUAUCAAGCACCUGACUGAUGCACUAGGGUCCCUGGUUAUGCCUACUAGUGCCAACAUCAAGACGGCACUUGACCAGAUAGUGUAUAAGGUUAAAGCAAGGGAUAUCCUAUUUUUCCACUACAGUGGCCAUGGAACUAGGAUUCCUUCCAUGAAACAUGGCCAUGCCUUCAAACAAGAUGAGGUAAUUGUGCUUGUGACUUCAGUCUAAUCAUUAGUAAGCUCUAAUUUUCUAAUUUUGCAUUAGUACAUCUAGAAAUUAACUGCUUUGUUAUUGCAUUAGUUAGAAUUCUGGAGAACUAAGUCAACUAAGCUCUUAUAUGCAGAUCUUGACUUGAGACAACUAGUUAAGCAUAUACCCAAAGGCUUAAGCUUCACAAUCCUUUUGGAUUUGUGUCACAAUGAAUGUCUCAUUGACAA
Molecule: messenger RNA, 610 nt
Organism: Rubroshorea leprosula
Lineage: Eukaryota; Viridiplantae; Streptophyta; Magnoliopsida; Malvales; Dipterocarpaceae
Source: the annotation of a GenBank genome assembly